Messenger RNA from Penicillium angulare, 1227 nucleotides. RefSeq names its product alpha-ketoglutarate-dependent dioxygenase AlkB family protein. Gene Ontology annotation, biological process: DNA repair. Bases 1 to 1227 code for a protein of 408 amino acids. The transcript has a single exon. Lineage: Eukaryota; Fungi; Ascomycota; Eurotiomycetes; Eurotiales; Aspergillaceae. The record is from RefSeq and is a predicted model, not a curated record.
AUGGCAAAACGAACCCUAGACACAUUCUUCAAACCAAUCUCACCACCCGCACCACCUAAACGAGCCAAACCCUCCAACGAAGAAGCACAAUCAGAAACAUCCACCCCAACUCCACCAGAGCCCGAACAACCACCAAGCACCCAUCCAACCUACCCAAUUCCAAUCCCCCAACUACCCUCCCACAUCUCUAUCUCUCUAACACACGGCACCCCAGCCCGAGAAGGCCGAUGCAUAACCAACCAACCACACCUGGACCUACUAUAUUUCCAACCGUAUAUCACGCGCACAACAGCAAAUGAACUAUUCAAGUUCUUGCGAAACGAACUCCCUUUUUACAGGGUCCAAUACCAAAUCAAAAGAGGGGGGAUAGAAACACAGAUAAAUACGCCGAGGUAUACGACCGUUUUUGGCGUUGAUGAUUCGUCUCGUUUUGUUGAAUCUACCUCUACAUCUACAUCUACCUCAAGAGCGGAAGAAAAAACCCAACUCGACACUGAAUCACCCACAAACAACAAAAUCCUAAUAACCACACAAACUCAACUCACCUCACAAACAAAAUACACCAUCCCCCCACGCCCAAUCCCACACUGCCUAGAACACCUCCGCCAAAGCGUCGAAAGCGCAACCGGCUCCACCUACAAUUUCUGUCUAGUAAACUAUUACGCCAGCGGCGAAGAUAGUAUAUCAUUUCAUUCGGACGAUGAGCGAUUCCUAGGUGAUAACCCGAACAUAGCGUCAUUAUCAUUAGGCGGAGAAAGGGAGUUUCAAAUGAAACAUAAACCUCCUCAGGGUACGAGCGGAACACCAAGUGUAUCCGGUAAAGGAGGAUCGGUGUCUCAUGGGAAAAGUGUAUUUUGUGGGACAGGUACGACGCAUUCUCAAUUGGGCGGGACGAUGUCGCAGGCGCGGACAUGUGGGAGUAUACAGAUGCCAAUGCAGAUGCAGAACCCUGCAGGACUGCGGGAUGGGUCUGGGAGUCAGCAGAUUAAAAUGCCGCUUGGGUCGGGGGAUAUGGUUGUUAUGCGGGGAGAGACGCAGUCGAAUUGGUUGCAUAGUAUUCCGAAGAAAAGAGGACGAGCUGGUGAUGCGGUGCGGGGACGGAUUAAUAUUACGUUUCGGAAGGCUGUUGUACCUGCUGGAACGAAUAAUUAUUAUCAUUAUAAUGUUGGAUAUGGGCCUGUUUAUCGGUGGGAUGCAGCGAGGGGCGUAAUGGAUCUAAUGAAGUGA